Solanum pennellii is the source of this 698-nucleotide messenger RNA. RefSeq lists its product as uncharacterized. The record is from RefSeq and is a predicted model, not a curated record. Gene Ontology annotation, molecular function: structural constituent of ribosome. Gene Ontology annotation, biological process: mitochondrial translation. NCBI's taxonomy places the organism in Eukaryota, Viridiplantae, Streptophyta, Magnoliopsida, Solanales, Solanaceae. The coding region runs from base 120 to 362 and encodes 80 amino acids. The transcript is spliced from 3 exons.
AGUUAUUUUCCUCCGACUCUCCAUCUCCUCCCUCACGGCGAGCUUUCUAGACUCUCCAUCUCCGGCGAACUCGCUCCUCUCAUUUUCUCCGGCUAAUUUACUUAUAGAUCUGAGGAAGUAUGGGACGCAAAGCUGGCACCUUGUAUAUUAACCCAAGGAACUUUGGAAGUCUUCAGAAACCUUGUGCGAAAGAAAUGGUCUCGUUUCUUAAUUGUUUGACUUUAAAUCACAACAAGGAUGAGAAAUGUGGCAGGCAAAAGUCACUUUUGAGUACCUGCAUGGAAGCUCAGAGUGGCAAAAACAGAAAGCCCUGGGGUAGCAUCAAUUAUCAUCUGCAGAGGCUUAGCAGGGGAAGAAAGUAACUUGAAUCGAGAGUGUCGUUGCAGAUGGGCAUGCUUUGAAAUUAGAUACAGAGGUGGUUGGUUUCUCCAAGUUCUUGAUGAACGUCAUUUUUCUGAGAUGGUCUGUAAUACUUGAUCAAAUAUAGCACGAAUUCAGACUCAAAAGGCAGUUGCGCGAUGCUAUUGUUUUUUGUCCUUGUGGACCUGAUCAAUUGUUUCUUUUCGUCUUAUUGAAGUGCAGAAACUUGUGCUAAGCAGAAAUGGAAUUGCUUUUUUUGGCUUACUAUCAUUUGUUUUACAACUCAAAAAUGGGUCAUUUCAGAUUAGAAAUGUACACCUCCCUCCGUCUAUAGACUA